Molecule: messenger RNA, 693 nt
Organism: Entrophospora sp. SA101
Lineage: Eukaryota; Fungi; Glomeromycota; Glomeromycetes; Entrophosporales; Entrophosporaceae
Source: the annotation of a GenBank genome assembly
AUGCUUAGUUUUAUAAGACGUUCAAUUGAAGUUGCAAAAGAAGAAGGAACUAAAAUUCUAAGAGCGAAUCCUAUUCCGUGGGAUAAAGAAAUGAAGAUGUUGAAAUUGAAUGAUCAAGAAGAUUUAGGACAGUGGUUAGUUGGUUCUGAUAAAGAUAUUGGUGGUCUAUCAGAGGCAAAAUUAGAAAUUACUCCUGAAAAUAAAGGUAGAUUUCAUGGUUAUGUAUCACUUGAUCUACCACCAAAUUAUAAAUAUGAAAAAAGUGGUUAUGCUGCUAUUAGAUCAAAGGUUCGUGGAGUUACAAUAUUUGGUACGCCAAUGUGGGAUACAACUUUAUUUAGAUAUUUAGCAUUAAGAGUAAAAGGAGAUUAUAAAAAAUAUUAUAUAAACUUGCAAACUGAUGGUCCAGUUCAAACUGAUUUGUUUCAACAUCGCUUAUUCCUAAGAAAACCCGGUGAUUGGGAAACUGUCAUGAUUCCAUUUAGAGAUUUUAUUUUGACAAAUCAUGGAAUAAUACAAGAACCACAGAUAGCAAUGUAUCGUGAAAAGGUUAAAACUGUUGGGAUUAGUAUAUUGGAUCAACACGGUCCUUUUAGUAUAGAAAUCGAUUGGAUUAAAGCAAUGAACACUGACACAACCGAUGGUGAUUUUGAUAUGUUGCCCCGUAAUAGAGAAAAACCUGCAUCUGAAUAA